Messenger RNA from Impatiens glandulifera, 2600 nucleotides. RefSeq names its product metal tolerance protein 11-like. NCBI's taxonomy places the organism in Eukaryota, Viridiplantae, Streptophyta, Magnoliopsida, Ericales, Balsaminaceae. The record is from RefSeq and is a predicted model, not a curated record. The transcript is spliced from 7 exons. Gene Ontology annotation, cellular component: membrane. Gene Ontology annotation, biological process: monoatomic cation transport; transmembrane transport. The coding region runs from base 182 to 1375 and encodes 397 amino acids. Gene Ontology annotation, molecular function: manganese:proton antiporter activity.
ACCACCCCUAUUUUUGGCAAUCACAAAUUCAAAACAACUUCAACUUCGACGACAACGACGAACCCCUCAGCCACCACCACAUCUCUCUCUCUUUAUCUCCGGCGAGGUUUAUGUUCAUGCAAUCUUCACUUUCAUUUCCUUCUUUCUUCUACCUCCACUAGUUCUCUUUCUCCCGCGCAAAAUGGUGGAAACUACGCUACCUGUUAAUGAUGGUGAUGAUGCCUCCGAUGAAUGUCUUCUUUUGCUGGAAUCUAAUAGUGGGGAUCGAUCUUGGAUGCUGAACUUUGAUGGGUUUCAGUUUUCUGAGUAUAAGGAGAAACCUCCUCGUGGCCUACAUGACUGUCUUGGAGUUUUAGGUCCAGAAGACAAUGUUGCCGAGUACUAUCAGCAGCAAGUAGAAAUGCUUGAGGGAUUUACCGAGAUGGAUGCCUUAACAGAGCGAGGCUUCGUCCCAGGAAUGUCAAAGGAGGAGAAGGAAAAAUUGGCCAAAAGUGAGACAUUUGCCAUUAGAAUUUCAAAUGUCGCGAACAUGAUUCUUUUUGCUGCUAAAGUUUAUGCAUCUGUCAAGAGUGGUUCGUUAGCAAUUGUUGCGUCCACAUUGGACUCACUUCUUGAUCUGCUCUCGGGAUUUAUCCUGUGGUUUACAGCAUUCUCCAUGCAGACGCCAAGUCCCUAUCAAUAUCCAAUUGGAAAGAAGCGUAUGCAGCCACUGGGAAUCCUUGUUUUCGCUUCGGUCAUGGCAACUCUAGGACUUCAGAUUAUAUUGGAAUCGGUUCGCUCUCUUGUAUCCAAUGAUAGUGAGUUCAAUCUGACCAAGGAGCAAGAACAAUGGGUGGUUGGCAUUAUGCUCUCUGUAACAAUGGUUAAACUGUGUCUUGCUAUUUAUUGUCGAUCUUUCAAAAAUGAGAUUGUCAAAGCCUAUGCUCAAGAUCACUUUUUUGAUGUCAUCACUAAUAUGAUUGGCCUUAUAGCUGUCAUCCUUGCUAACUACAUAAGCGACUGGAUGGACCCUGUUGGCGCUAUCAUUCUGGCAUUGUAUACCAUACGAACUUGGUCAUUAACUGUAUUGGAGAAUGUAAACUCCCUGGUGGGAAAAUCUGCCACUCCAGAGUUCCUGCAGAAACUUACAUACCUAUGUUGGAAUCACCAUAAAGCUGUAAGGCACAUCGAUACAGUCAGGGCCUACACUUUUGGGUCCCACUACUUUGUAGAAGUGGAUAUCGUCUUGCCUGCAGACAUGCCCUUACAAGAGGCACACGAUAUAGGCGAGUCUUUGCAGGAGAAGCUCGAAUUGCUUCCUGAAAUUGAACGUGCUUUUGUUCAUCUGGAUUACGAGUACUCGCACAAACCCGAACAUGCACAAACCCAUCUUUAAGAGCCUGAAUGAAACAAUGCAGUCAAAACCAGGGUAUGACCGGUUCCGUCCAAUGAACUGGCUAAGUAAAAUCCCUGAGCUUUUCCCAACACAGCCGAGUCCAGUUCGUGGCCUUCGGUCAGUUCGUUAUCAACGACGGUUAUCGAUCCAAACAUUACCUGUUGGAGGGUGAGUCCGGCUGGGAGCUGACCUGCAGAAACGAAGGGGAGGUUUCCAUUGCCGACGGAUGCCACGUUGUUGUUGCCGGUGUUUUGGAUAACGGAGUUAGCUCCGGCAACAUUCUGUUGGCCGUUGAGGCCGACCAGGAACGGCAUGUUGUUGUUGUUGAUGACUCCGGUUAGGGUAUUUAGCGGGAUUCCUCCGUUUAUCGGGAAAACUUGGUUGUUGGUUUUCGAGAACGGGAGGUUGUUCACGUCGGAAUUCGCAACGAUUCCCGUUACCACCCUCCCUGAUGGACGGGUCCCACCCAGGAUGUCGUGCAUGAAGAAAGAUAACGCACCGGUUGUUCCCUGGGCCGAUGACGCUGCAGCUGGUGUCGUCCCGGUUGCCACAUUAGCGACGGGGGCUGCGACGACAGGUGCCGUGCCAACAACAGGGGCUGGGGCUGCGACGACAGGCGUUGGGACGACCUGGCCACCUGGCAAAGUGGUGUCGGGCUCGGCCACAGGUACUUCCACGUCAACAACGGGUGUGGUGACGAUGGGGGCAACGACGGGUGCUGGGACCUGGCCACUUGGCAAAAUGGUGCCAACAACAGGGGUGGUGACGAUUGGGGCAACAACAACGGGUGUUGGGACCUGACCACUUGGCAAAAUGGUGCCAGGCUGGUCAACAGGUUCCACAUCAUCGGGCGAUGUGGCAGGUAAGUCAGCCGGGAAAGCGAAUUGGGGAUUCACUUCGUCGAGGAAACGGGCGGAGGAGGUGCAGCCUAUAGUGAGGGCAAGGAGGAAGAUAUAGUAGGGGAAGUUGGUAGCCAUUGGGGAGAUUGAAGCACUUCUGUUUGCAAAUUGCUAAUAGAAGAGAAAGCUUUGGUUUGUGAAGAAGAUGAGUGAAAGGCUGUUUAUAUAUGAGAAGAAGAAGAUGUGGAGCUGAUGAAAUCAAUGGAGUUAGUAAAUUUACUUGCUCCAUUCUUAGCUAGAAUCACAAUAAUAUAAUUGUUCAAGAUAGUUUGUUGUAUGGCUUCCUUCACACUUUAAUUCAAAACUUAAUAAAUAUUUUGACUUUC